Molecule: messenger RNA, 3404 nt
Organism: Hipposideros armiger (great roundleaf bat)
Lineage: Eukaryota; Metazoa; Chordata; Mammalia; Chiroptera; Hipposideridae
Gene: CXXC1
Product: CXXC finger protein 1
Exons: 15
Coding region: 301-2268 (655 amino acids)
Biological process (GO): positive regulation of DNA-templated transcription
Cellular component (GO): Set1C/COMPASS complex
Molecular function (GO): zinc ion binding; DNA binding
Source: RefSeq, a predicted model, not a curated record
CCCACCAGAAAGCAGGAUUCUGGCGCGGCCAUGUUUCCUGCGAACGUAUGGACUCGGCCGCCAUACGGCCUCGGUAGUCAAAAUGGCGGCGCCUGAGAGACAGUCUGGGCUCUAGGCGGCCGACCACUUGUCACGGAGCCGAUGCGCUGGGCCUGCGCAAUAGGAGUACGGUGUCCGGGAGGCGCGAUCAGAAGCGGAAGUAGUUGUGGGCACCUUUGCAACCGCCGCGGACACCGUAGAAUGGUUUAGAUUCGCGGGUCGCUGGCGGGGACCGCGAAGGGGUGCACGGAGAGUCGAUAGAUGGAGGGGGAUGGUUCAGACCCUGAACCUCCAGAUGCUGGGGAGGACAGCAAGUCGGAGAAUGGGGAGAAUGCGCCCAUCUACUGCAUCUGCCGCAAACCAGACAUCAACUGCUUCAUGAUUGGGUGUGACAACUGCAAUGAGUGGUUCCAUGGGGACUGCAUCCGGAUCACUGAGAAGAUGGCCAAGGCCAUCCGGGAGUGGUACUGUCGGGAGUGCCGAGAGAAAGACCCCAAGCUGGAGAUCCGUUAUCGGCACAAGAAGUCACGGGAACGGGACAGCAAUGAGCGAGACGGCAGUGAGCCCCGGGAUGAGGGUGGAGGGCGCAAGAGGCCUGCCCCGGAUCCAGACCUGCAGCGCCGGGCGGGGUCAGGGACAGGGGUUGGGGCCAUGCUUGCUCGGGGCUCUGCUUCGCCCCACAAAUCCUCUCCACAGCCCUUGGUGGCCACACCCAGCCAGCAUCACCAGCAGCAGCAGCAGAUCAAACGGUCAGCCCGCAUGUGUGGCGAGUGCGAGGCCUGCCGACGUACUGAGGACUGUGGCCACUGCGACUUCUGCCGGGACAUGAAGAAGUUUGGGGGCCCCAACAAGAUCCGGCAGAAGUGCCGGCUGCGUCAGUGCCAGCUUCGGGCCCGGGAAUCGUACAAGUACUUCCCUUCCUCGCUCUCGCCAGUGAUGCCCUCAGAGUCCCUGCCAAGGCCUCGCCGGCCACUGCCCACCCAGCAGCAGCCACAGCCAUCACAGAAGCUGGGACGCAUCCGUGAGGACGAGGGGGCAGUGGCAUCAUCAGCAGUCAAGGAGCCACCUGAGGCUACAGCCACACCUGAGCCACUCUCAGAUGAGGACCUACCCCUGGACCCUGACCUAUACCAGGACUUCUGUGCGGGGGCCUUUGAUGACCACGGCCUGCCCUGGAUGAGUGACACAGAAGAGUCCCCAUUCCUGGACCCUGCACUACGGAAGAGGGCAGUGAAAGUGAAGCAUGUGAAGCGUCGGGAGAAGAAAUCUGAGAAGAAGAAGGAAGAGAGAUACAAGCGGCAUCGGCAGAAGCAGAAGCACAAGGACAAGUGGAAACACCCAGAGCGCACAGAUAUCAAGGACCCUGCAUCACUCCCACAGUGCCUGGGACCUGGCUGUGUGCGCCCUGCCCAGCCUGGCUCAAAGUAUUGCUCAGACGACUGUGGCAUGAAGCUGGCAGCCAACCGCAUCUACGAGAUCCUUCCCCAGCGUAUCCAGCAGUGGCAGCAGAGCCCCUGCAUUGCUGAGGAGCAUGGCAAGAAGCUGCUUGAACGCAUCCGCCGUGAGCAGCAGAGUGCCCGCACCCGCCUUCAGGAAAUGGAGCGCCGAUUCCAUGAGCUCGAAUCCAUCAUUGCGCGUGCCAAGCAGCAGGCUGUGCGUGAGGAUGAGGAGAGCAAUGAGGGUGACAGCGACGACACGGACCUGCAGAUCUUCUGUGUCUCCUGCGGGCACCCUAUCAACCCGCGUGUUGCCUUGCGCCACAUGGAGCGCUGCUAUGCCAAGUAUGAGAGCCAGACGUCCUUUGGGUCCAUGUACCCCACACGCAUUGAAGGGGCCACACGGCUCUUCUGUGAUGUCUACAAUCCUCAGAGCAAGACAUACUGUAAGCGGCUCCAGGUGCUGUGCCCCGAGCACUCACGGGACCCCAAAGUGCCAGCUGACGAGGUAUGCGGGUGCCCCCUUGUACGUGAUGUCUUUGAGCUCACAGGUGACUUCUGCCGCCUGCCUAAGCGCCAGUGCAACCGCCAUUACUGCUGGGAGAAGUUACGGCGUGCUGAAGUGGACCUGGAGCGCGUGCGCGUGUGGUACAAGCUGGACGAGCUGUUUGAGCAGGAGCGCAAUGUACGCACAGCCAUGACAAACCGGGCAGGAUUACUCGCCCUGAUGUUGCACCAAACGAUCCAGCAUGACCCACUCACUACCGACCUGCGCUCCAGUGCUGACCGCUGAGCCUCACGGGCCCAGAUGUCCUCACACCCUGCAUUUCAGGCGGGGGAGCUUGCCGGAAUCCUUCAUUUGUGUGUUUUUUUAAUGGUCCCUGAGUUUCCCCUUGUGUCCACCCACCAUUUGACUUCCCACCAACUCUUACCAGAAGGUCUCAGAAUUUCCUCCUGUCUUUGUCUGUCCCUGUCUCUUUCCAUUUUCUGUACCUAGGUGGGACUGUAGAGGCUGAUCAACCAUGUUUCCCUCCUUCCUGGUUUUGUUAAUAAAAUUUUGAAAAGCCAAGAAAGAUAACAACUGAUCGUCUCCAAACUUGACCCAGUUGCAACUGCAUUCCCAAACCCCUGGGGUAGAUGGGCCGUGGCACACCUAUACUCAUGAGGGGCUGCAGUACAUGUGUAGGCUGUGAGCAUACAGCUGGCAUCCACUUGGUGCAGGUUUCCCCCUUGAGCUGUGGGGAUAUGACCUGCUGAGGGAAGAGCCCAAUGACUUACCACUCACAGCCUGAUUUUGAGACAGUGGGUAUACAGUCAGCGUUCAUUUAGUGUGUGGCUAAUCAAUUUACUACUCCUGUGUGAGUGUUAAUAUUCUCCAGGCCAAAGGUGUACUCAAUGAUGAACCUCUUUCCCUGCAAACCCCUUUGGGGAUGUGUAUGCAGCAGGAGCCCACUGACUUUGUGCCAGGAACCCCACCCCCACCUAAUCUGGUUGUUGGGUCCAGUGGGGCCCACAGCCUGGCUUUCUGGGAUGGACCUGCCCUCAUCAGUUGCAUGGACCUAGCCUUCUGUUUACCUGCAGCGUGGCACUGCCUCCGUCCCCAGUUCCUGCUCAAGGAGCUGGGGCCAGCACAGUGUUACUUGGCUCUGCACUCUCCUGCAGCUGUUCAGCGGGGAGGAGAGAGCGGGACACGGAUAGUCCUGGGGAGACGUUCGCAGGGACUGGAGAGCAUCCGCGGGUGACCUCGGCAAGAGUAGGGCUCCAGCACAAAACCAGCCUUCGCCGUGCCUCCCUCCCGGUUACUCCUUGUGGAGACCUAUCAUGAGCUGGACGUGACUAUCAAAGUUGCAGUCUCACACACGUUUGUGUCUUUCUAUAAUGUCAGACUUUAUUAGAAUAAAGCCAUGGAUGUAGUCCUACUGACUAGUU